Molecule: messenger RNA, 1560 nt
Organism: Musca vetustissima
Lineage: Eukaryota; Metazoa; Arthropoda; Insecta; Diptera; Muscidae
Product: fatty-acid amide hydrolase 2
Exons: 1
Coding region: 1-1560 (519 amino acids)
Source: RefSeq, a predicted model, not a curated record
AUGGCCACGGAAAAUAAAAUAGUCGUCACUCUACUAAACAUUGUACACAUUGUGACGGAUUUCCUGUUGGAAUUCAUUUUGGGUUGGUAUUUAGGACCCAAAAAGGAAUGCAGUCCACCAAAUGAGCAGGAAAAACCAGUUGUUACGAAAAGUGCUGUUGAGUUGGCGACCUUAAUUCGUCAGCGGAAACUCAAAGCAUACGAUGUUGUGAAAGUGUACUGUGAUCGUAUGAAGACGGUAGGCAUUUCACAACUUAAUGCUGUCAUCGAUGGACCAUUCACGGUCGAAGCUUUGAAAGAGGCCGAAGAAAUUGAUCGUAAAUUGGAUAAUGGCGAAUUCACCGAAGAGGAAUUGCAAGCGAAACCAUUCUUGGGUGUACCCUUUACAACUAAGGACAGUACAGCUGUGGCUGGGAAACUACACACGUUGGGAUUGGUGUCCCGCAAGAACGAACGAGCUCCUGAAGAUGCAGAAUGUGUAAAACUAAUGAAGGAAAGUGGAGCCAUUAUUAUUGCCACCAGCAGCGUUCCUGAAGUCAAUAAAUGGAUAGAGACAAGAAACAAUGUUAUUGGUCAAACGAAUAAUCCCUAUGAUUUAAGACGUUCCGUAGGCGGUUCCAGUGGUGGUGAGGGUGCACUGAUUGCAUCGUGUUCUACAGCUUUUGGUCUUGGCACCGACAUUGGAGGAUCUAUACGCAUACCUGCAUUCAAUUGUGGUAUCUUUGGACACAAACCUACACGAAAUGUGGUAAAUAUGCGUGGUUGCACCUUCCGUACUGGCAAGGAGGAGCACACCAUGGUUGCUGCUGGACCCAUGUCAAGAUAUGCCAAAGAUUUAAUGCCCAUCUUAAAGGUGUUGACCGGUCCUGUUAUGGCUGAAAAGUUGCAAUUGUCGAAACCUGUUGAUUUGAAGAAACUGCGCUUCUUCUAUGUGCCCACCAACAACAUGAAGCAGUGUAAUCCCGUUAAUCGUGAAACGCAAAUGGUUAUGUAUAAAAUACGUAAACAUUUCCAAAAUAUCACCGGUACUGAGGUCCAAUUGGCAGUUCUACCCCAUCUGGAAAUUACCAGUAAAAUGUGGAGAUAUUGGAUGACCCAAGAACCAGCUAAUUUCAAUAAGCUUUUGGGCAAUGGCGCCGAUCUCAAUCCAUUUGUUGAGCUUUUUAAGAAGUUAAUUGGUCAAAGUGAAUUUACGAUGGCAGCGAUCUUUUCUCUAAUCGAUAGCAUUUUGCCCAAGGAGAAAGAGGAAAUGAUACGUGCCGCAACACAGGAGCUUAAGAAGGCUCUACAAGAUCUCUUGGGGGAUGAUGGCGUUUUGUUCUAUCACAGUUCUCCACGUACAGCACCAUUCCAUUAUUACCCGUUGGUUAAGAUCCUCGAUUUCAGUUAUUUCUCAAUAUUCAAUGUAUUGCAAACACCAGUAACCCAAGUGCCGAUGGGAUUGGAUUCGAAUGGUAUGCCGUUGGGUAUCCAAGUGGUUGCAAACGAUAUGAAUGAUCGUUUGUGUAUUGCUGUGGCUGAAGAGCUCGAACGACAAUUUGGGGGCUGGGUCCAACCAUAA